CUUCAAAACAAUCUCGUGUUUAGUGUCGGUUCAUUGCAAUAAUUAUUGACUGAAAUGAUUGAGGAGCACGACGAACGCGAGACAAUAUGCGAUUCUGUGAAUUCACUGGUGGAAGGAUGUCGCUUGCCGGUACGAAUGCACAGCACCGACGACUGGCCUCUGGCCGAGAUAAUAAGCCUGAAGGAGAUGAGAGGCGCGAAAUUCUACUACGUUCAUUUUGUCGAUUUCAACAAACGAUUGGAUGGAUGGGUAACAGAGGACUGUCUGGACACUAGAAAGGUCCAGUAUCCCAGGAAAGAUGGGAUAGCCCCAGGUACUGGUGCAGCAACCCCAAAGAAACAGGUGCCAAGUAGGCCACCAAGUCCCACAAUAACCAAUAGUGAACCAGUGAAUGGAUCAGCAGCAGUGCAAGCUGCGAUACAGCUGCAGCAGAAAAAAUUAUCACGCAAGAGAAAGGGCACUUUUCUCGAAAAUGAAGACUCCCAGGAGGCACCGCCGCCACCACCACCACCACCACCUCCAGUGGCUGGGCAACCAACGACUGGACCGAGACCAACAGGUUCUCUGGUAGCACAUCAUCACGAUGAUGUUGUGACAAGAAUGAAGAACAUCGAGCUAAUCGAGUUGGGUAGGCAUCGUAUAAAGCCCUGGUAUUUCAGUCCGUAUCCCCAAGAGAUGGUGAAUCUACCCUGCAUCUAUAUAUGUGAAUUUUGCCUCAAAUACAGAAAGAGUAGAAAAUGCUUGGAGCGACAUUUAGUUAAAUGCAAUCUGAGGCAUCCACCUGGCAAUGAAAUAUACCGCAAGGGGUCAAUCUCAUUCUUCGAGAUUGAUGGAAGGAAGAAUAAAAAUUAUGCUCAGAAUCUUUGUCUCCUUGCCAAAUUAUUUCUCGAUCACAAGACACUGUAUUACGAUACUGAUCCAUUCUUAUUCUACGUUAUGACUGAUUUUGAUUCACGAGGCUUUCACAUCGUCGGUUAUUUCUCCAAGGAGAAAGAAUCAACUGAGGAUUACAAUGUCGCUUGUAUUCUAACACUGCCACCCUAUCAGAGAAAGGGAUAUGGAAAAUUGCUCAUUGAAUUUUCGUAUGAGCUAUCGAAGUUCGAAGGAAAAACUGGAUCACCAGAGAAACCCCUGUCCGAUUUGGGACUACUCUCUUACAGGAGUUACUGGGCUCACACGAUACUCGAUAUUUUACUCAAUGUCAAGCCACUGGUUGAGAAUGAAAAGGCACAGAUUACCAUUAACGAAAUUUGCGAACUCACGUCUAUUAAGAAGGAGGAUGUUAUAUCAACGUUGCAGAACUUAAAUCUCAUUAAUUAUUACAAGGGCCAGUACAUUGUGACUUUGAAUAGAGAUAUAAUCGAACAGCAUUCAGCUGCGAUGGAAAAACGUUCCAUAAGAAUAGACCCAAAGUGUCUCCACUGGACCCCAAAAGACUGGAGUGUCAGAGCCAAGUGGUAAAAUAAUAGUUGUACAGAACAUUAAAAAAAAAUGCAAGUGAUUGGACAAAUAAUGAGUGGUGAUAAUACACGUGAAGAUAUAGUGAAGAGAGGACUAUUUAUUCGGUAACCGACUUGAUGGUUAACAUCAAUUUUAUAUUCAAAUCCGGCUAGUCUGGCACUAACUACUAUUCCUUGGAAAUUGGGUCAUUUACGUGAGAUCAUCUGAUUUGUUCGCGCCCGUAACAAAAUCAUUUUUUCCUUCAAUUACACAUACCUUGUAAGAUUAUCGCCGUCAUCAAUAAUUUGUACAAACUAAAGUUUAAAGGAUGAAUGAACCUGACGAUGAAAGAUAUAGAAGAAAUGUAAAUAAAUGUGAUUUUUUAAUGAA
This is a messenger RNA of Fopius arisanus, 1830 nucleotides long. It is a transcript of the gene Tip60, whose product is annotated as Histone acetyltransferase Tip60. NCBI's taxonomy places the organism in Eukaryota, Metazoa, Arthropoda, Insecta, Hymenoptera, Braconidae. The transcript has 5 exons. Gene Ontology annotation, molecular function: histone H4K16 acetyltransferase activity; transcription coregulator activity. Gene Ontology annotation, cellular component: chromatin; MSL complex. Gene Ontology annotation, biological process: negative regulation of DNA-templated transcription; positive regulation of transcription by RNA polymerase II. The coding region runs from base 55 to 1461 and encodes 468 amino acids. The record is from RefSeq and is a predicted model, not a curated record.